GAUUAGGGCCAAGACUUGUCAGCUUUCUCUGCCAAAAUCUGUGUCAGAUUUAAGACACAUGCUCCUGCAAGCUUCCACGAGGGUUGUGAAAAAAAGCUGGACUCCACAAUCGGGUCCCAGCCUUCUGCAUGUGCAGACAUUGGUGGCCGCGCCACCUCCCUACAAAGCGACUCAAACCUGAGGCAUUGGGUGGAGAGACUUUUUAAAAAAUUUGCUGGAUAUGAGAUGGAUUAAGAAUGCUUUCUCAUUUCAAGUCGGAAGACAUGUCCACCUCCUGAUUAUUCUUGGAGCAGGAAAACAUUUACAGCUUUUUUCAUCUCUCUCUCCCCCCACCCCCAUAAGAUUGCAAAAACAAACGUACCUUGACUAAUUGAAGUAGUUUCAUUGGAUUUUGAUGACAACUGAUUAUUUGUUUUUCCCUGUGAACUCUUGGGGUUUCGAACUUUCCUGCUGGAGAAUGCCUUUGGAAACAGUUUGCUCUAGCUGCCUGAUGUCAACUGCUUGGUAAUCAGUGGACAUUGAAAUAUUCAAAAUGUACAGACAGUGGGCAGUGGUGAAUAUUUUUAUGAUGUCUUCUCUGCAUCUGGUGCAGGGCUUCAGUUAUGAACGUGGACCAGUGAAGCGGGCAUCGCGGUCGAUGUUGGAACGAUCUGAGCAGCAGAUUAGGGCGGCUUCGGGUUUGGAGGAGCUGCUGCAGAUCACACACUUCGAGGACUGGAAGCUGUGGAGAUGCCGACUGAAGGUCAAAAGUCUGGCGAGUGCAGACUCUCGCUCAGCAUCCCACCGCGCCACCAGGUUUGCGGCCACUUUCUAUGACAUUGAGACACUGAAAGUUAUAGAUGAGGAAUGGCAGAGGACGCAGUGCAGCCCUCGAGAGACGUGCGUGGAGGUGGCCAGCGAGGUGGGCAGGAGCACCGACACAUUCUUCAAGCCUCCCUGCGUGAACGUGUUCCGGUGUGGCGGCUGCUGCAAUGAAGAGAGUCUUGUGUGUGUGAACACCAGCACCUCGUACGUUUCCAAACAGCUCUUUGAGAUAUCAGUGCCUUUGACAUCUGUUCCUGAAUUAGUGCCUGUUAAAGUUGCCAACCAUACAGGUUGUAAGUGCUUGCCAACAGCUCCUCAUCAUCCCUACUCGAUUAUCAGAAGAUCCAUCCAGAUCGCAGAAGAAGAUGGAUGUUCUCAUUCCAAGAAACUCUGUCCUAUUGACAUGCUCUGGGAUAGCAACAAAUGUAAAUGUGUUUUACAGGAGGAGAAUCCCCUUGCUGGAAUGGAAGAUCAUGCUCAUCUCCAGGAACUGGCUCUCUGUGGGCCUCACAUGAAGUUUGAUGAAGAUCGUUGCGAGUGUGUCUGUAAAAUGCCAUGUCCCAGAGAUUUCAUCCAGCACCCAGAAAACUGCAGCUGCAUUGAAUGCAGAGAAACUGUGGAGAGCUGCUGUCAGAAGCACAAGAUAUUUCACCCAGACACCUGCAGCUGUGAAGACAGAUGCCCCUUUCACACCAGAACCUGUACGAACGGAAAACCAGCAUGCCCAAAGCACUGCCGCUUUCCAAAGGAGAAAAGGGCCACCCAUGGGCGCCACGAUCAAGAAAAUCCUUGAUUCAGCCUUGAUCUCCAUUUCCCCAACCCUGUCAUUUUAAACAGCAUGCUGUUUUGCCAAGUUGCUGUCGCUGUUCCAGGUGUUAGAAAAAAAAAUCCGUUUUACAUAGUCCCCUGGUGAAUCCAGACUGACCUUCCGUUAAACAACAGCUGAGGGUUCCCCAGCUCACUGACAGAUGUCUUGUAACUAAUGAUGCCCUGUGCACCAAGGAAUGGAGAAGGAAUCUGCGUUACCCGCCCCUCCCCCCCCUUUUUUGGUGAAUGAAAAAGUCGGAUCCUCACGGAAUGACAGGUGUCAUGUGAUUCAUUAUUCAGAGCAGAUGAGGUAAUUUGCAUAGUCGCCGAGUCCUUGGCUAAUCACAACUCUCUUGUGAGUUAUUCUGAUUCUUUCUUAUGCAGAUUUUGAUGUGUAUGAUCAGCACUGAUUGUCUGAUUACUGUCCAGCUUGUAGUUUUGAGUUUACCAAACUACUGUCUGUUGUUUCAUAUUUAAGCGUAUUUAAAAGAAAAUAAACACAUUAUUCAA
Molecule: messenger RNA, 2121 nt
Organism: Phacochoerus africanus (Common warthog)
Lineage: Eukaryota; Metazoa; Chordata; Mammalia; Artiodactyla; Suidae
Gene: VEGFD
Product: vascular endothelial growth factor D
Exons: 7
Coding region: 533-1597 (354 amino acids)
Biological process (GO): positive regulation of protein phosphorylation; sprouting angiogenesis; positive regulation of angiogenesis
Cellular component (GO): membrane
Molecular function (GO): chemoattractant activity; vascular endothelial growth factor receptor 3 binding; growth factor activity
Source: RefSeq, a predicted model, not a curated record